AUGAGGGCUGCUAGGGCGGUGCGACAGCUGUCGCAGCUUGGAUGCUGCGGCGCAAGUCGGAAUGUGAGCCGCGGCUUGGGAGAUGCCUGGAACGUGCAAAGAAGAGGAUUCUGGGCUCUACGGCUGAUGAGAGGCGUUCAUGAUGUUGUGGGCCAUGCGAUAUCCCUAGGGGAAUAUGCGACGGGUGUGCGGCCAUCUCGAACGGCUGAAAGGUCGAGCCCAGCCGCACAAGAUACUACUACACGUGAAAAUAAGGCGAGCUUCCAACACACGAGCCAUGGCCCUCAUUCAUGGCAUACUUCGCCUCCUAUACCUCCGACCGCAGACCCUACCUCUCCAGCCGAUCUCCCAGAACAAAUACGCUCUGUUAUGCGACUAUUACCGCACUCCGUCGUUGUCUGUACAUCGACACACGGAGAAACGCCAAGGGCAAUGACCAUGUCAUCAUUCACUUCCCUCACUCUUUCUCCAACUCCAUUAAUAUCUUUCAACAUUGCCACACCAAGUCGAACACUAGACGCCAUAAUAGCGAGUCGUCAUUUCAAUAUACACGUCAUGUCAGGGGACGAAUUGGGCGUGGAAGUAGCGGAUAGAUUCACAAAAGGAAACACGGACGACGUGUUUAAAGGGAUAGAAUACGACACAGACAAGACAGACGGAGCUCCUCUACUAAAGGAAGAGGGAGUCAUGUACGCGCUCAGGUGUAGACUAUUACCUGACGAGCCGACGAGGGGACUAAUGAGAGUGAGGGAUCAUGUCAUUGUCGUGGGAGAGGUCGUGGAACUGAUAUCCGGGAGCCAUGUGAACAAAUUUGGGCUGUCAUAUGCGGAUCGAAAGUAUCGCCAGGUUGGGAGGGUCAUUUUGCAAGACUGA
Messenger RNA from Trichoderma asperellum CBS 433.97, 873 nucleotides. The record is from RefSeq and is a predicted model, not a curated record. Lineage: Eukaryota; Fungi; Ascomycota; Sordariomycetes; Hypocreales; Hypocreaceae.